AUGUACAAACAAAAGCUAAAAACCCUGCCCGAUCUCAGUCUCGAGCUAUUGCUCAUGAUUUCAAACAACUUGUCUCGCCUUAGACAACCUCAGAUUGCUGGGUUACUUGGUAGCUGGAUGCCACAACCUACCAAAGAGCCGCACGCGGGGGCUCGAUGA
Penicillium digitatum Pd1 is the source of this 159-nucleotide messenger RNA. NCBI's taxonomy places the organism in Eukaryota, Fungi, Ascomycota, Eurotiomycetes, Eurotiales, Aspergillaceae. The record is from RefSeq and is a predicted model, not a curated record.